UUUUUCAUUAACAAUUAUUUACAAUAUCGUAAUUUUAAUUAAAUAGUCUAUUACAUUUAAAUUAGAAGUAUUUUUUAGUUUACCAACAAUGUUGUAAUUUCAGUGUAUCGUUGUUUAUAUUUUGGACGAUAACAGCUUUAAAAGUUAGCUUUCAAAUCUAUAGUACAUUCAGAAUAAUUAUUUUUUGUUUAACAUCAAUAGAAAAUGGUAUUCGUUUUUGUGGAACAUUAUACUACAUGUAAUAUCAUUGACAUUCUAUAACAAUUUUGUGAUUCUAUAUUAUAUUCAACAUUGCUUUACAAUGGACGUUUUUAAUGGUAAACGAAAUACUCCAAAACUAAAAGACUCCAUGGGCAGAAAGCAGAAACAAGAUUCAGAAGAAGAAUCUGACUGCCCCGAUCUUGAAUAUAACUAUGGAGAUACAGAUACUCACCUCUGUGAAAUGGCAGAAUUGUAUAGUUACUCGGAAUUAGAAGAUUACCAGAUCAAUAUUCAGGAAUUUGAAGGAAUAAUGAAGGCAUUGGACUUUAAACCAUCAUGGCAUAGUUUAAGUGUAGAAAAUAAAAAUAUGGUUGUAUCUAGACUACUUGAUUCAUUAGAAGUAUCUGACAAAACAAAGCGGAUGAGUGCAGCCAGAUGUGUAUUAUACUUGUUGCAAGGAUGUUGGGCAGAAUGUCAAUCAGAUAAAGAUCAACAGUCAAAUGCCAAAGAAAAUGUACUAUUUUUAUAUAAAUUUGGUGUUUUUAAUAUAUUUGUAAAUCUGCUGAAUAUGGAAAUAGAGUCAGUACAAUUUCAUCGGAAAACUCAAAUUAACUGUACAGAUUCUACAAAUUUAAGAAUCAUUUUAAAUGUAUUGUACACUUUUGUUGAAGUACUCAGAGUGUCAGAAUUUGAAACAGAUGUCGAAUUUAAAGAAUUUAGAGAAAAUCUAUUAUUAGAUAUAGGUUUACCUUAUACAGAAGAUCAUAUAAUAGUAAAACUAUUAGGCAUGAUAACUAAAUUUUGCAGUGGACUGGCAUCAUAUUAUCCAAUGAAAAAAGUUCUGUUGUUAUUGUGGAAGUUGAUUUUAGUUCUACUAGGUGGAAUGGACACAUUGGCCAACUUAAAAAAUGAAUACCGUAAAAAUGUAGAAUUACCAGAACUCCAAGAAGAUCCAAUUGAAAUAAUUAAAUCAAUGCGGUCGUCUUCACCACCACCAAGUUCCACAGAUAUGAUGAAUGCACAAAAACGUGGCACUCGCCAAAAGAGAAUGGCGUAUAAUUUAAAUGCAUUAUCAUACAAAUUAACUGAUGAUUCUACUUCUCUUAGUAUUUGCGAAGAGGGCCUGAUAAAACAGAGUUCAUUAGAUGAAUCUCUUGUAGUCAUGGAUUUAUCCUAUCAAAAUGAUGAAGAUUUACAAGAUUAUGAAGAUCAACAACUAGGAAUGGACGAUAUUUCUAGUAUGAAAAAUAUUCAAGAAAUAAAUGAUUAUAGACCACAAACACCACCUACGCCACUGAUUAUAAAAGGCCUGCCAUGGGUACCUAAAGUUCGUCAUAAAGACUUGCAAUUUUUUUUGGAUCAAACUAGAAUUAAAUUUCUUGGUUUUAAAUUGGACAAUGAUAUUGAGACAUUAAUUGGCUUACCUGAUCCAAUACACGAAAGUGUAGCUAUUCUCAAACAAUAUAUGUAUACUUCAUUAGCUGAUUAUCAAAUAAAAAAAGAAGAAACAAUACAAAGAAAUCCGUUAAUUAUGGGCAAUGAUGAUGUUGAGCAAACACCUGCAGAAGUUUUAUAUCAGGCAAUGUUGCCAAAUUUACCUCAGCAUAUGAUAGCAUUAUUAAAAAUAUUAUUGGCUGCAUCACCUACUUCAAAAGCUAAAAGUGAUUCAAUAAAUAUAAUUGCUGAUAUAUUACCAGUUGAUGUGCCAAUGUCAUUUUCUGAGUCUGUUAAGCUGGAAACUGAUAUCAAUAGACAAAAAGAAAUUGUAGUAAAAGCUAUAAGUGGUAUAUUGCUUUUACUACUGAAACAUUUUAAAGCAAAUCAUAUUUAUCAAUUUGAGUUUAUCUCUCAACAUCUAGUAUUUGCAAAUUGCAUACCUCUCGUAAUCAAAUUCUUGAAUCAAAAUCUCGUAUCUUAUGUAUCGUCUAAAAACACGAUUCCAAUACUAGAUUUUCCAACAUGUGUUAUUGGUGAUGGACCUGACCUUUCAUUAGAUAACAUUGAAAUAGGAGAAUUUCCAUUAUGUUCAUGGAGAAAUGUUUAUUCUUGUAUCAAUUUAUUAAGAGUCUUAAAUAAAAUAACAAAAUGGAAACAUUCAAGAAUCAUGAUGUUGGUUAUAUUUAAAUCUGCACCAAUAUUGAAAAAAUCAUUAAAAGUAAGACAUGCUAUGAUGCAGCUUUACAUUUUAAAACUGUUGAAAAUGCAAGCAAAAUACCUUGGCCGGGCAUGGCGAAAAUCUAAUAUGAAAACUAUGAGUACAAUAUAUCAAAAAGUUCGACACAGAUUAAAUGAUGAUUGGGCAUAUGGAAAUGAUCUUGAAGCACGCCCAACUGAUUUUCAAAUUGAAGAGCGGUUUUUGAGAUCGGCUGUUGAUAAAUUCCAUGCACGACGAUACUCUCCACAAUAUGAUGACGAACUUACACCCAGUGAUUUUUCAAUCAAUACUGCUUUGGGAAAACCUAUUAAGUUAUCGGGUGAAUUUAAACAGCAUUACCAAAUUUGGUUGGAUCAAGAAGUGUUUCAGAAUAACAUUGAUUGGAAUACAUUACUCACUGACUUAGAAAUUUAAAUUAGAAAAAGUAUAAUAGUUAGGUGUAAUACUUUUAUAUUUUUUAAAAUGCAUAAUAAAAUAAUUAAAAUUAUAAUAUCCAAAAUAAUCAUAGUAUUUUUGUUUUCACAAAAUAUAUACAUUGAUAGUUAUUAAUUUUUGAUACAUACUCUUAUUUAUUUAUUUAUAAUAUACAUUGAUAUGCAUAUUAUGGAAAAAAUGUUAACUUAUUAUUCAUAUAUUAAAAUAUUAUGAACAUUAUUGGAUAUUAUGUAAAUUACUUAAAUGUCUCAUUUAUUUAAUCAAGCAACUAUUUUAUUAAAAACAAAUGUACUUAAUAGAAAAACUCUAGAAAUGUAAAAACAAUAUAUGUUUGAUUAAGCAAAAAACUUUACUUUAUUUGAAUCUAAAUCCAAACACAAUAUUUUAGGUAUUUUAAUUAUAUUUAUUACACAAAAUGUUUUAAAUAAAACAUUAUCAUGAUUUAUUUAAGUAUGCAUUUCUAAAACUAAUGAUUCUUUUAAAAUUUAACAAUAAUAGAAUUAAAAAUAAAUUUUAAUUUACUUGUGGUUAAUUUUUAUUUCAUUGAAAAUUUAAACGGUGCACCAUAACUCAUAUAACUACAAAACUCAAUUACUUGGAAGGUCCCAUAAUUCAAAUUUUUCAGUAAACAAUUUUGUUAAUUGUGUAAUUAAUGAUACUUUAAAUUAUAAAUAUCCAAACAUGACUGUUGGCAUUUUCAAAUUUUUUGUUUUUAUCAUAAUUUACAAUUAGAACCAAACUUUAUUUAGUAAUCUGACCAAAAUAUUAAUUUCUUCUCGUAUGAAAAAAACCUCUUUAUUGUAAUAUGUAGCUUUAAAAUAUCUAAAUUAACUCAAGAAUUUGUAUGUCCUUCCAACUUUUAAUAGUUAUUAAGAUAUUAUUGAGAUCUAUUAAUUUAAAUAAACAAUAGUAUGAGAACCAUAUUUGUAUUCUAUAGUCUUCUUAAUUGUAUAAUUAUAAAUUUAUUUAUUCACUGAUUGAGUUGUAUGAUUGUCAAUAUUUUUAUAAUUUUUAAUAUUAACUCAUUUAUUUGAUAAAUGACUGAAUAUAUUCAAAAAUAAAUAGUUAAUUACUGAAUAAACCUACUUGUAACAUGUAUUUACUACACAUACCCAUUUUAAAAUUAAUUAUGAUUGCAUUGAAUAAUUUAUGUACAAACUUCUAUGGCUAUGAUAAGUAUGUGUUUAUUUUAUUGAUUAAUUUUAAUGGCCUUAUAUUAUUAAAAUUAUUAAUUAUAAAAUUAUAACUAAAAUACUAAUUUAUUUUAUAAAGAGUAGAUACUAUACAACAUAUUUAUUGUAUAUUCAAUAUUUAUUCAUACAAAUAGUCAUAGUUAAUAAUUGAUAAAUUUAAUAUUAAAUUAGAUUAAACAUUUUA
Rhopalosiphum padi (bird cherry-oat aphid) is the source of this 4168-nucleotide messenger RNA. RefSeq names its product striatin-interacting protein 1 (gene Strip). Gene Ontology annotation, biological process: cytoskeleton organization. The transcript has 17 exons. Lineage: Eukaryota; Metazoa; Arthropoda; Insecta; Hemiptera; Aphididae. Gene Ontology annotation, cellular component: cytosol. The coding region runs from base 302 to 2770 and encodes 822 amino acids. The record is from RefSeq and is a predicted model, not a curated record.